This is a messenger RNA of Neurospora crassa OR74A, 1536 nucleotides long. RefSeq names its product trichothecene C-15 hydroxylase. The record is from RefSeq and is a predicted model, not a curated record. NCBI's taxonomy places the organism in Eukaryota, Fungi, Ascomycota, Sordariomycetes, Sordariales, Sordariaceae. The transcript is spliced from 6 exons. The coding region runs from base 1 to 1536 and encodes 511 amino acids. Gene Ontology annotation, molecular function: oxidoreductase activity, acting on paired donors, with incorporation or reduction of molecular oxygen; monooxygenase activity; iron ion binding.
AUGCCCGUCAUAGACAAGCUCGCCGGUGUCACCGGGUUGUCAGGACUACACCUGCUUCUCGGUGCCGUUGGCGUCACUAUACUGCUAUACAUCAUCGGCUCCGCCAUCUACAACGUCUUCUUUCACCCUCUAGCCUCAUACCCAGGUCCGCUCCUGCAGCGCGCCUCCCCCAUCCCCUUCAGUAUCCGCCAUGCCCUCGGCGUACAACCCUUCCACACGCAAGCUCUCCACGACAAGUACGGUCCCGUUGUGCGAAUCGCACCCAAUCACCUCUCCUUCACCGAUGUGCGCGCCUGGCGCGACAUCUUCGGCCACAUCGCCGGCAGCCGUCACGGCCAGGAGGAGCUGGCCAAGUUCAAGUCCUUCGUCCGCCCCAUCGACGCUCAACCCAUACACAUCAUCAGCGCCGGGCGCGAAAAACACGGGCAGCUGCGUCGGGCUUUGGCCAAUAGCUUUUCGGACGCGUCGAUGCGCGGACAAGGGCCGCUGAUUGGAAAGUAUAUCGACUUGCUGCUUCACAAGCUUCAUGAGCAAGGACAGGAGGGGAAGGUACCCCUGAAUGCAACGUCGUGGUAUAAUAGCGUGACGUUUGAUGUCGCCGGUGACCUGAUCUUUGGUAUGUCGUUCGGAGCGUUGGAUCAGAAUGGUAACCAUUCGUGGUUGCAGUACAUUCUAGGCAGCCUGAGCAGCUUAGCGCCGAUGGCGGCGUUAAGUUACGCGGGACUGCAUUGGCUCGUUCAGCUCCUCUGGAGGGCGAAGGGCGCGGAAGUGUUUAGGAAGAGUAUGGAGAGCGUUGAUCUGAUGUUGAAAGAGAGGUUGAAGAUGCCCGUGGAUAGAAAUGACCUCUUUGAGGGUUUGGUUCAACGCCAGGAGAAGCUGGGUCUCAGUUUCGAGGAACUUGCUUCAAAUGCCUGGCUUCUUGUGCUUGCCGGUGCUGACACAACAGCAACUACUCUCUCGGGCACAACCUACCUGCUAACGCAGCACCCCGAAGUCCUCAAGAGAGUGACCCAGGAAGUCCGCUCUUCAUUCAAAUCCGUUGAAGAGAUUGAUAUCAGCUCCGUCAACAGACUCACAUACAUGCUUGCCGUGCUGAACGAAGCUAUGCGUUUGUACCCCCCCGUCACAUCGUUGACAGCUAGGAUUGUGCCCCGGGGAGGGGCCCAUGUUUUGGGAGAGUAUUUACCUGAAGGAACAAUCGUCGAUAUCCAACAAUGGUCCAUGAACCACAGUAAGGAGAACUGGGUUGACCCCUGGGCUUUUAAUCCCGCUCGCUUCCUCGACGAUAAGGAGACAGCCAGGGAGAAGGGCAAUGUGCUCGACGCUUUGCAAACAUUCAGUGUCGGUCCUAGGAACUGUAUCGGCAGAAAUCUCGCCUAUGCUGAAAUGAGAUGGAUUCUUGCCCGUAUACUUUUCGAUUUCGAUCUGCGUGGGGCACCGACCAACCAAAACUGGAUCGAACGGCAAAAGGCGUACGGUCUCUGGGACAGAAUACCCCUUGAUGUGUACUUUGAGCCUGCGAGAGAGAGGAAGUGA